AUGGAAUCCUGGGAAGAGGAAUAUCGUAAAGUUAAGACACGCCAAGAGCGCUUUGGAAUUAUUGACCAAUCUCUGAAUUUAAAUACUCCAGUAAUUCCAAUAUUAGGAAGAGCGUAAAAAACAGAAAGAAAGAAUGGAAAGAUUCGGAACCCAGCAAGCUCCAGGUGAUAAAGAAAUAUGAAAUCCAUCAAUAGAGCCAGCUGGGGAGAUAAGACCAGACACUCUUCAUCUAUAUGGAGUUGAUUAUAUGAGCACAAAAGAAAUAUUAAAGCAUUUUGAUGGAUUUAAGCCUCUAAAAGUAGAAUGACUUAAUGAUAGUUCUUGCAAUGUGCAGUUUCCUGGGCCAGACUUCGCUUUAAACGCAUUCAAUACAAACUGUGUAGAAAAUGUGGAAAAUUUAGAAAAUUUUGAAAAUAAUAAACGGCAAGCAGUCGGGUACUAUGCGGAUGGGAAAUCUUUACCUAUUUACAUAAGAUUUUCUACGACAAAUGUAAAAGUGAUUUAGGAUGUAAAAAAUGAUGAAACUAAACCAAAAGACUCCAAAUAUUAUAAGUGGAAAAAACAGCAAAAUAUCAAAAAUAAAGCCAUUUCUAGGAGAAAUAAUAAGCAAAAAUUUAGGAAAAGAAAAAAUGAAGAGGAUGAAUAA
Messenger RNA from Blepharisma stoltei, 646 nucleotides. The record is from the annotation of a GenBank genome assembly. Lineage: Eukaryota; Ciliophora; Heterotrichea; Heterotrichida; Blepharismidae.